ACUCUAUGCCUGGGACCACAGUGCUGACUGGGACCCUCCCUAAGCCUGUACUCAGAGCACAACCAGAACUUGUGGUCUCCAAACAGACUAAUGUGACCUUCUUGUGUGAGGGUACAACAGGAGCCAAAGAGUACUAUAUCUACAAAGAAGGAAGUCAAUAUACACAGUUCACAGAGAUUGUCCUAAAGUCUGGGAAUAAGGCUCAAUUCUCCAUCACUAAAACUGACCAGCACCAUGCAGGAAGAUAUCAAUGUCGCUAUCGGACCCAUCAUGAAUGGUCUGAGUACAGUGACUCCUUGGAGCUUGUGGUGACAGGAGCACACAAUAAACCCAGCCUGUCAGCCCAGCCCAGCCCUGUGGUGACUGAAGGAGGGAAUGUCACCCUCCAAUGUGACUCAUGGCAGCAAUGUGACAGGUUCAUUCUGACUAAGGAAGGACCACAGAAGCUCUCCUGGAUUCUGGACUCACAGUAUAAUUCCUCAACUGGACGAUUCCAGGCUCUAUUCUCUGUGGGCUCUGUGAACUCCAGUCAAAGAUGGACAUUCCAAUGCUACAGUAAUAACCUAAGCGUACCACUGGUGUGGUCAGAACCUAGUGAUCCCCUGGAGCUCCUGUUCUCAGGGACCGUCCACAAACCCACCAUCAAGGCUGAGCCAGGCUCUGUGAUUGCCUCUAGAAGUGCAGUGACCAUCUGGUGUCAGGGGACCCUGGAUACAGAAAUAUGUGUUCUGCAUAAAGAGGGGAGCCCAGAAUACUGGGGCACACAGACACCAGAGAAGCCUGAGAACAAGGCCAAGUUCUCCAUCCCUUCUGUGACACAGCAACAUGGGGGACAAUAUCGCUGUUACUGUUACAGCUCAGCUGGCUGGUCAGAGCGCAGUGACACCCUGGAGAUUGUGGUGACAGGAAUCCACACAUACAAACCAAGCCUGUUAGCUCUGCCAGGCCCUGUGGCAACCUUAGGCGAAAACAUGACUCUCCAAUGUGUUUCAUUGAAGGCAUAUGACAAGUUUAUUCUCUCCAAAGAAGAUGAGAAGUUCUCCAGCUCCCUGGAUUCACAGUAUAUACACCAUAAUGGGCACUACCAAGCCAUGUUCUCUAUAGGUCCCGUGACCCCAGUACACAGAGGGACAUUCAGAUGUUAUGGUUACUACACGGUUACCCCACAGUUCUGGUCACUACCCAGUGACCCUGUGGAAAUACACAUCUCAGGGCUGUCUAAGACACUCUCUCUGUUAAGUCUCCAAGGCCAUAUCCUGGACCCUGGAAAGAGUCUCACACUGCAGUGUUGCUCUGACAUCAACUAUGACAGAUAUGCUCUGUACAAGGUGGGCACAAUUAACUUCACCCAGCAUCAUCACAAAUGGACCCAGGCUGGUCUCUCCUUGGCCAACUUCACACUGGGCUCUGUGAACAGUUCUACUGGAGGCCAAUACAUAUGCUAUGGUGCACACAACCUCUCCUCUGAGUGGUCAGCCUCCAGUGACACCUUGGACAUUCUGAUCUCAGGACAGCUUCCCUUCACUCCUUUCCUCUCAGUGAAGCCUAACUCCACAGUACAUCCAGGAGAUAAUGUGACCCUUCUGUGUUGGUCAAGAGAAAGAGUGAACACUUUCAUUCUGUACAAGGAGGAGGCAGUUCAUCAACCCCAGCGACUAAAAUCAAAGUUCCAAGAUCAACACUUCCAGGCAGAAUUCUCCAUGAGUGCUGUGACCUCUGCCAUUUCGGGAAGCUACAGGUGCUAUGGUUCUCAAAACUCAUCACCAUUCCUGUUGUCAUAUGCCAGUGCCCCUGUGGAGCUCACUGUCUCAGGACCCUCAAUGCCCAUGACAAGAGCUGGACUGGAAACGUACCUGCAGGCUCUGAUUGCAGCAUGUGUGGUCUUCCUCCUGUUCCUCUUCAUCCUCAUCUUCCUCCUCUGGCAAAGGAAACAGGGCAAAUGCAGGAAAGAUGCCCAGAAAGAGACAGAAUUGCAACUUCCUGCAGGAGCUGUGGAGCCAGUAACCAGGAACAGAGGCCCCCAGAAGAGAUCCAACCCAGCUGCUGCCACCCAGGAAGAAAUCAUUUAUGAUUCAGUGGAGAAAAUGCAGCCUGAGCAUGGUGUGGAGCUGGACCGAUGGGUGAGAUCCCUGUCUCUAUUGGCAGUGCUAAGGACUUAGGGCCCAGAUUAGUCCAGGAGUCCUUAUUUGUUCUUCCCCGCCAAGCCCUCAGCAAACCCACAGGUGACAACUCCCUUCUGCAAACAACAUCUGCCUCCGAUGUGCUCUGGCCUCACUCUCCCUUGGUUUCCUGGGACCAUCUGCUUCAUACCUCAGGUCACCUCUUCGGCUGCUCAGCAUCAGUCUGGUUGUUAAUAUGCACCUAGGAACUCAGAGGUCACAGGACUAAGUAAUCCAGAUCCCCCCAAUACCCACAUUCACUGACACAGCUUCACAAGAAAGCCCCUCCUUACCGCUCCCUGCAUAGAUCCGAGUUAGAGAAAAGAGCACUCUCCCUCAUCACCUUCAAUCAACAUGGUAAUAAAUGCAGUGUGCAGUGCCAAGUGUUUGGGGAAACCAAACAGAAGAAGUGGGUGGAGUACGUGGGAACAGAGGGCCAGUGUGAAGUACAAGGGAGGGCUCUGAAAUGUGUCUUUUGAGGAGGAAACCCACAUGGACAAGACCACA
Peromyscus leucopus (white-footed mouse) is the source of this 2666-nucleotide messenger RNA. RefSeq names its product leukocyte immunoglobulin-like receptor subfamily B member 3. The transcript has 12 exons. NCBI's taxonomy places the organism in Eukaryota, Metazoa, Chordata, Mammalia, Rodentia, Cricetidae. The coding region runs from base 6 to 2159 and encodes 717 amino acids. The record is from RefSeq and is a predicted model, not a curated record. Gene Ontology annotation, biological process: cytokine-mediated signaling pathway. Gene Ontology annotation, molecular function: inhibitory MHC class I receptor activity.